AUGCCACUCUCUAUUGAGAGUGCAGCCAAUGUUACUCAGCAUGGCUCCUCAAAGCUGCUUGGGGGCUUUCUGGAAAAUUAUUCAAGCUGGCAGAUUGCCAUCACGGCGUUUCUUUUCCUAAUUGUCUAUGAUCAGUUGUUAUACCUCAAGCAGAAGGGCUCUAUAGCUGGACCUACGUUCAAGAUCCCAAUCAUGGGGCCGUUUUUGCAAGCCAUCUACCCAAAGUUUGAUGCGUAUCUUGCUCAAUGGGCCAGCGGCCCCCUCAGCUGCGUAUCUGUAUUUCACAGGUUUGUUGUCCUAGCCUCAGACCGCGACCUGGCACACAAAGUCUUCAAAUCGCCCACAUUCGUUAGACCAUGCCUCGUUCCGAUGGCGAUAAACAUUAUGCGUCCGACCGCAUGGGUGUUCCUCAAUGGAAAGGCACAUGCCGAGUUCCGCAGAGGAUUAACUGGACUGUUUACAAACAAGGCUCUCAGCACCUAUCUACCUGUUCAGGAAAAGGUCUAUUCGGAUUACUUCAACAGAUUUGUCGAGCAUAGCAAGGCCAAUGGAGGAAAGCCUACGAAAUUCAUGGGAUGGUUCAGAGAGAUCAACUGCGCCCUAUCCUGCCGGACGUUCUUUGGAGACUACAUCUCCCAGGAGGCAGUCAAGAGAAUCGCAGACGAUUUCUACCUCAUCACCGAUGCUCUCGAGCUUGUCAACAUCCCACUCUCCAUCCAUGUCCCAUUCACCAAGUGCUGGCGAGGGAAGCGCACGGCGGAUAUUGUACUGGCCGAGUUUACAAAGUGCGCUGCUGCAUGCAAGGCCAACAUGGCCUCUGGAGCUCACCCUACAUGCAUCGUUGACCAGUGGGUUCAGCACAUGUUUGAGUCCAAGAAGUAUAAUGAGGACAUUGCCGCGGGUAAAGAGGGAAUCGAGAAGCCGACAAAUCUUAUCCGCGAAUUCUCAGACGAAGAGAUUGCUCAGACAUUGUUCACCUUUCUCUUUGCCUCUCAAGAUGCCUCUAGCAGUGCCACCACAUGGCUUUUCCAGAUUCUGGCUCAGAGGCCUGACGUUUUGGACCGUCUGCGAGCAGAGAAUCUGGCAGCAAGAGGCGGCGAUAGGAACAAACCGUUUGAGCUUGAGAUGUUUGAGUCGCUGACUUAUACCAAUGCUGUGGUGAAGGAACUUCUUCGCUAUCGCCCGCCAGUCAUCUUUGUACCUUACCUUGCCACGAAGGCGUUUCCGGUUACUCCCGACUACACCGUGCCUAAGAAUGCCAUGAUUAUCCCAUCUUGUUACCCGGCUCUCCACGACCCGGUAGCUUACCCGAAUCCCGAUACUUUUGAUCCCGAGCGGUGGAUCACAGGCGAUGCUGAGACUAAGACUAAGAACUGGCUUGUUUUUGGUGCUGGUGCACAUGAUUGUCUUGCUCGACGUUAUGUGCCACUCACCAUGGCGGCCAUGAUUGGCAAGGCUUCGUUGGAGCUUGAUUGGGUCCACCACGCGACACCUCGGUCGGAGGAGAUUCGAGUUUUCGCCACCCUGUUUCCUAUGGAUGAAUGCCCUCUCGUCUUUACAAAGCGGGAAUAA
Messenger RNA from Trichoderma virens Gv29-8, 1572 nucleotides. RefSeq lists its product as uncharacterized. Gene Ontology annotation, molecular function: heme binding; monooxygenase activity; iron ion binding. Gene Ontology annotation, biological process: sterol metabolic process. The record is from RefSeq and is a predicted model, not a curated record. NCBI's taxonomy places the organism in Eukaryota, Fungi, Ascomycota, Sordariomycetes, Hypocreales, Hypocreaceae. The transcript has 4 exons. The coding region runs from base 1 to 1572 and encodes 523 amino acids.